This is a messenger RNA of Galleria mellonella (greater wax moth), 885 nucleotides long. RefSeq lists its product as uncharacterized. The transcript has 2 exons. Bases 114 to 869 code for a protein of 251 amino acids. The record is from RefSeq and is a predicted model, not a curated record. NCBI's taxonomy places the organism in Eukaryota, Metazoa, Arthropoda, Insecta, Lepidoptera, Pyralidae.
UAUCCCAAAAGCCAUAUAAAAUAUAGGCUUUUAAAGCACAACUCUUUAAAAGUAGGCAGAACUCCUGUUUUUUAAAUUCGCUCAAAAAUUUACACUAGCCUCACGACUCAUAUAUGAAUCAUACAACAUUUAUAAAAGAGACAAAUGAGUUGUCAGUAGGUCAUUCCUUAUAUAGUAAUAUUAGGAAAAUGAAGUCAAGUAUUAUCUACCUUCUGGCCUACCUUACCUACACCUUUGCACAUCCUGCAGUUGAUGCUUCACAAAUUCCUGAAGGUGGUGUUACAUCUACAACUGAUGCCAAAAUACCCAAUAAAAUUCCACAUGAUGAAGCUACUAAAGCUGAGAAGAACCUUGAAGAUUCCAAAAUGAUGCCAAUGAUGAAUCAUCAGAAGAAAUCCCCAACAAUUCCUGAAGAUGGUAAUAAAACUAUUAAAAUUCUGAAAGUAACUGAUACCAAAAUAUACGAUGAAAUUGCUCAUAAUGAUAAAGGCACUGAAGGUGAAAAGAAUUCCAAAACCACUAUGUUUCAAAUAUCCGACAAAAUACCAACAACCUCUAAGAAUGAUGAAAAUUCUAAAGACAAAAACAAUUCUGAAGAUACUAAAAUAGUAAUAUGUGAUGAUAAUGAACAAUCUGAACAUAGAGAGACUCCUGAAAAAUCUGUAAAAGAAGAUAAUAAUGACGAAUCAAUCAGUGUCAAUGAUUUGAUAACUACAGUCGUUAGUGAUUUCAGUGGAGAUACAGAAGAGGCAGUUGUGUGUUCGUAUGCAGGUGUUCUGUCGAAUCUGAUGUGUCAUCAGGGAUGGAUUCUGCGGCGACAUAAAAAAAUUGCAGUAUUGAAAAAUUUAGAAGAGAAAUCGUCAUUGUAGAUUUUAUAAAAAAAAA